AUGAACAAUACAAAUACAAAUAAUAAUAACAGCAACAGUAACAGUAGUAAUAAUAAUAGAAACAAUAAUAUGAAUCGAAAUUACAACAAUAACAAUGGAAAUAACAACUCGCUCGGGAAUAUGGGUGGAAUGAAUAGUAAUAUGAUGAUGGGAGGUGGGAUGAACAGCAGCAACAACAGUAAUAACAAUAAUAAUAGUAGUAACAACAAUAAUAACCCUAGUAUGAUGAUGGGAAGUGGCAUGGGCGGUAAUUAUAAUCCAAAUAUGGGUGGUAAUUCAUAUAUAAAUAAUAAUAACAACAAUUAUAACAAUAAUAAUCAAAAUAAUGGGAACAACAAUAAUAACAGCAGCAAUCAAAAUAUGAAUAUGAAUAGUAAUUAUAAUAUGACCUAUAAUAACAACACCAAUAAUAAUUAUAAUAACAGCUAUAACAGUACCAACAAUAGCAACAUUAAUAAUAAUAUGAAUAAUAAUAUGAACGUACCCAUGAACAACAACAACAACAAUAAUAAUAUGGGAAUGGGUAAUAUGAACAACAACUAUAACAAUAAUCAACAUAGCAAUGGUAAUAGUAAUCAACACAGCAACAACAACAACAAUAAUGGUAAUAAGAAACUUACACUCCCAAAAUCAUUUACUAAUCAUGAUGGCCCAAUUUUAAUUAAAGAUAAUAAUGGUAAGGUAAUUGGAGAAAAAGAAAAAUUAGGUAGAACCUUAUUUGUUCGUAAUGUUGCAUAUAGUUGUUCUGAGUCAGAGAUUGUAAAGAUAUUUUCAAAGAUUGGUGAAAUUAAAAAAACAUUUUCAUUAUUGGAGUCAAGAGGUAUUGCUUUUAUUACAUUUUAUGAUUUGAGAGAUGCCGAGAGAGCAAAAAAUGAAAUUCAAGGUACUACACUCGAUGGUAGAUCUAUUGAUAUUCAUUUUUCAAUUCCAAAAGAAGAGAGUGGUAUUGAAGAUAAUGCAGGUUUUAUUCACGUUAAAAAUCGUAAUCUUCCCCAAAAUGAGUUAAGAACAUUUUUUUCAAGUUAUGGAGAUAUUAAAGAUGUUACAGAAUUUAAUCGUGACCAAGGACUUGUUGAAUUUUAUGAUUUAAGAGCAUGUGAAAAAGCUUUGGCAGAAGCCAAUGGCCAAAAAUUGCUUGACCAAACAUUAGAUUUGGCUUAUUACACACCAAAAGAAAUCCCAGCUAUUAUUGAUGCAUACGAGGGUAGAAAAAAUAAUAUUAAUAAUAAUAAUAAUAAUAAUAAUAAUAACAAUAAUAAUAAUAGCAAUGGUGGUAAUAACAAUAGAAUGAACAAUAAUCGUAAUAAUUAUAAUAAUCGUAAUAACGAUAACGAAGAUAAUAGAAAUAAGAGAAAUAUGAAUAGUAUGGGAAAUAACUAUAAUAAUAACAACAAUUUUAAGAGUGGGCCAAUUAGAAAUGUUUAUCAAAGCGAUCGUAAUCCAGACUAUAGAAGACGUGACGAUUUUAACCGUAAUAAUAAUUAUAACAAUAAUCAAACAAGUAAUUAUAACAAUAAUAGCAACAGUUUUAGCAACAAUCCAAAUUAUUACGAUGGAAAUAGUUUAUAUAGUAACAUGACAAAUAAUUACAGCCAAAACCAAAACAAUAAUAACUACAAUAAUAAUAAUAGUAAUAGUAAUAAUAGUUCAAAUAACAAUAGUAAUUGGGUAAAUAAUAGUAAUAUGGGUGGUUUGGCAAGUAAUAUGAACAAUAGCAACAAUAUAAACAAUAAUAUGAACAGCAAUAUGAACAACAAUAUGAAUAACAAUAUCAACAACAAUAUGAACAGCAAUAUCAACAACAAUAUGAAUAGCAAUAUAAACAUGAAUAACAUGAAUAAUAUGAAUAUUAAUAAUAAUAUGAAUCGUAACAACAACCCAAAUAAUAACUCAAAUAACAACUCUAGUUCAAAUUAUAUUAGUUCAAAUAAUAAUAACAACAUCUCAAAUAUAAACAACAACAUGAAUAAAAAUAAUUCAAAUAACUCAGCAUCAUAUGGAAAUAAUAAUAAUAAUAAUAAUAGUAAUUAUAACCCUAAUUUUUAUAGCUCUAACUCUUCCAAUUUUUUUAACAACCUUCCUAACUACUAUUCAGAAUCUUCAAAUUUUCCAACUCACGACGGUGCCAGCCCAGAAAUCUUAGCCAACAUUUCACAACUUGCCCAAACUCUUGGAAUGGAUGGCUGGAAACAAUAA
This is a messenger RNA of Dictyostelium purpureum, 2196 nucleotides long. RefSeq lists its product as uncharacterized. Bases 1 to 2196 code for a protein of 731 amino acids. Gene Ontology annotation, molecular function: mRNA binding. The transcript is spliced from 5 exons. Lineage: Eukaryota; Evosea; Eumycetozoa; Dictyosteliales; Dictyosteliaceae. The record is from RefSeq and is a predicted model, not a curated record. Gene Ontology annotation, cellular component: cytosol.